This is a messenger RNA of Haemonchus placei, 525 nucleotides long. The record is from the annotation of a GenBank genome assembly. Lineage: Eukaryota; Metazoa; Nematoda; Chromadorea; Rhabditida; Trichostrongylidae.
AUGUUCGACCGAAAGCUGAAGAUUCAAGUUGGAAAGGGGGUGCGACAAGGAGAUACCAUAUCCCCAAAGCUUUUCACGGCUGCGUUACAAUAUGCGAUGUUGAACCUCAACUGGGAAGAAAGAGGAUAUCCCGUCAAUGGCAAAAAAGUCAAUAACCUCCGCUUCACCGAUGUUAUCGUCUUGAUAUCAAGCAGCAGAGCUGAAAUGGAAAAGGUGGUCAACGAAUUCAAUGCGGUAAGCCGGCGGAUAGGCGUGGAGAUGAAUAUGUCCAAAACGCAAUUAAUGGUUAACAGAUGAAUAAAUCGGAGAAGACGUGCUGCAUGGGCAGCUUUCGGUUCAACUCGUGAAGUGACGGACCAGGUCAGCGAUAUCGACCUCAAGGCAUCGAUAUUCAGCGCCUCAGUACUGCCAGCGAUGUGUUAUGCGACUGAAACGUGGCCUGACAAUAAAACAAUCGCCAAAGCCAUAAGGACUUCUCAUCACGCGUUGGAAAGAAGUUUUCUGAGAAUCAGUCGUCGACAAUAG